Castor canadensis (American beaver) is the source of this 235-nucleotide messenger RNA. Lineage: Eukaryota; Metazoa; Chordata; Mammalia; Rodentia; Castoridae. The record is from RefSeq and is a predicted model, not a curated record.
AAUGCUGCCUUUUUAUAUGGUCUUGGUUUGGUCUACUUCUACUACAAUGCAUUUCAUUGGGCAAUUAAAGCAUUUCAAGAUGUGCUUUAUGUUGACCCCAGCUUUUGUCGAGCCAAGGAAAUUCAUUUACGGCUUGGGCUUAUGUUCAAAAUAAAUACAGACUAUGAAUCUAGUUUAAAGCAUUUUCAGUUAGCUUUGAUUGACUGCAAUCCCUGUACUUUGUCCAGUGCCGAAA